Molecule: messenger RNA, 2083 nt
Organism: Magallana angulata
Lineage: Eukaryota; Metazoa; Mollusca; Bivalvia; Ostreida; Ostreidae
Product: hemicentin-1-like
Exons: 10
Coding region: 72-1361 (429 amino acids)
Source: RefSeq, a predicted model, not a curated record
UGGCAAGCUGACUUUCUAACAUAAUAAAAACAGAUAAGAAAUUGUACAUCAGUCUUGUGAAUAGGGCAGCCAUGAACUCAUUGUACGCCUUUAUCCUCUUUGGACUUUUAGAAACGGGUUUUGUUGCAGCACGUUGGAGUACAUGGGAUGCUUGGGGCCACUGCAGUGUGACCUGUGGGACAGGAAUAAGGUACGCCCAUAGAACCUGUUCACAUCACGGAUCAUGCUCUGGGUCGACCACAAAGACCGGGCAUUGUUAUCACCACCACUGUCCGCCAGUUAACGGCUACCUAACAGCAUGGAGACAUUGGGGCUCCUGCUCAGCCACCUGUGAAGGAACCAGGAAACGAACUCGCUUAUGUCAUCCUCCCGAACACGGUGGGGCUCCAUGUCCAGGGAGUACUGUCGGAUACUCAGAGUGUGGCGCUUUGCACUGUCCAGUUGAUGGGCAACUUAGUGAUUGGGGACCCUGGAGUCAUUGCAGUGCUACCUGUGAAGGUCUGAAGAACAGGAAACGAACAUGUAUCCCUCCACAGCAUGGUGGUGCUCCGUGUACCGGCGAAACAAACCAAACAGUUAAAUGUGGGAAUGAACACUGUCCAGGCGUAACUUGUCCUAUUUGUAAUGAGAAUUUGGAAUGUACAUGGAACACCACGUGCCACAUGUCUGAGACCUGUUUGGUUCGAAACUUCCAAGGAUACAAAUUCUCAACGCACUGCAUCCUGAAAGACGAUUGUGCUAUCAUGAAAUUGCUGCCAAAAACACAAGAACGAAUUAUCUGCUGUGAUGAUGAAUCCUGUCUACAAACCAUUCUGGGAACUGGGCGCCUUAGUGAAUGGGGUGCCUGGGGUCAAUGCAAUGCAACCUGUGAAGGUUUUAAGAACAGGACUCGAACGUGCAGCCCUCACAAAGCCGAUGAUGUUCCAUGUAUCGACGUGACACAAACAGCUAAAUGUGGGACGGAACACUGUUCAGUGGAUGGGGAUUCAUUGGCUUGGGGGGACUGGUCACCGUGCAGUGUUACCUGUGGGAACGGUACCAGAGUGAGAUCCAGGGCCUGUAUUCCACCAAAGUACGGGGGUCUCAAUUGUACUGAACCGUUGUUUGAGAUGAAUAACUGUAGUCAAGUUCCAUGUCCAGGUGUAACUUGCCCUACUUGUAAUGAGAGUCUGGGAUGUAAUUGGAACUCCACAUGCCCCAUGUCAGAGAUAUGUUUGGUCCGAAAAAUGCCUGAUUCUAAUUUCACCACCCAUUGCAUCAUGAAAGAUGAUUGUGCUCUUAUAAAAUCGCUGGAUAAAACACAGGGAGUAGUCCACUGUUGUGCUGAUGAAUCGUGUCUACGGACUAUUCUUGGGGAUUAAAAAAGCAACAAUGUUGAAAAAGAUUUCUACCUUUUGAAUAUUGACUUUGUUAUAUAAAAUCAGGAUACAUUACCACAUUUAGCACGUAGAUAUUGUAAGUUAUAGUUAUAGUUCACUGCUGACAGGUAUAAAUGCAUGACAGUUUGACCUGUUUAAGAAAGGUGAUUUUUUUUAUAAUUAUAUGACAAUAACGUAUUUAAAUCUUUUAUUCAGAUGGUAUCUUGCUGUUUUAUCAUUUGAAUUAAUGCAUUUAUUCCCGCUGUAAAAAAGGAAGCGAAUUAUUUAAUUUCUUUUCCUCAAAUAUGAAAAGAAAUAAUUCUACUGGCACUUCUUACGUUAGCGCUCGCCUAGUCACCGCAUUGAUCAACACAUGUUCUCCCGGGGGAUUUUUUUUUACACCACUUUGAUGGUUUUACACUGUAAAAAUAUACGGAAAGCCCUUGUUUAAUCUAUUUUUUCUAACUAACAACCUAGUCUUAUUAUACAAUAUGGUUACAGAGAAUAACAGAAUACCAGUAGAGUUUUCAAAAGCUUUCUAGAUUGCAAAGAAGGUAAAAAUUUUGUCAGCGAGGUGUUACAUAAGUUAAAAUAUAGGUCAUGUGAUUACUCAGGCAUGACUUCAUAAAGUGAGUUAUAUCAUAAUGACAUGUUAGAGUUAUUAACGCUCUUUGUAUUUAAAUUUUUUUUGGUGACUAUUGAAAUAAAUGAUUUGAAGACAAAAA